Messenger RNA from Aureobasidium namibiae CBS 147.97, 924 nucleotides. RefSeq names its product S-adenosyl-L-methionine-dependent methyltransferase. Lineage: Eukaryota; Fungi; Ascomycota; Dothideomycetes; Dothideales; Saccotheciaceae. The coding region runs from base 1 to 924 and encodes 307 amino acids. The transcript is spliced from 3 exons. Gene Ontology annotation, molecular function: S-adenosylmethionine-dependent methyltransferase activity. The record is from RefSeq and is a predicted model, not a curated record.
AUGACGUCUCCAUCUGGUCGCAUCAACCCCUCUGCGCAGAACGGGUUCAGCAAUGCCGCCCUGUAUGACAAGCAUCGCCCUUCGUUCCCCGCCCACAGCGUCUCUGUCCUGCUCGACGGCGUACGUGUCGCCGACAGCCCUCAAGCCACAGUGGUGGAUCUUGCGGCGGGCACCGGCAAGUUCACUGAGCUCUUGGCCGACAGAGAUGAGGGGUACGAGAUCAUUGCCAUUGAGCCGCAUGCCGACAUGCGCAAGGUUUUGGAGGACAAGCACCUCAAAGGCGUCAGCGUCCAAGAUGGUCUCUCCACCGACAUGAAGUCCUUGAAGGAUGAGAGUGUGGACGCCGUUAUAGCUGCCCAGGCAUUCCACUGGUUCGCCAAUAGAGAAUCCCUGGAAGAGAUCAAUCGUGUGCUACAACCUCACGGCGCCUUCGGUGUGAUCUGGAACAUUGAAGACUACAAUGCACCAAAAUCGCACUCUGCAACCACAGCCUGGGAGCAAAAACUCCAAGACCUAAUCCUCUCCUUCGACGAUAACCAACCUCGUUUCCGCCACGAGAAAUGGCGCUCGGUCUUUGACUCGCAACUCUCUGGCAACCCUCUCUCCAUCGUCACAACCACUGAUCCUCUCUUCGCUCUGCCCCUUGCAGAAAACGUCGAGAGGUGGAGUGUUUGGUUGACCGAGGAGGCGCUGUGGGACAGACUUAGCACAUUGAGUCAGAUUGCCGUGUUGGAGGGUGAGGAGAGGGAGAAGGUGAGAAACGUGAUCAAGGAGGCAUUGAAGGGGAACGAUGUGCAGAGGAAUGAGAAGGGUGAGGUGGAGUUGCAUGGUAUGACUGUUGCGGCGUGGACGACAAAGAUUCCGCAGAAGGGUGCUGAGAGUCUUUUCACUACCGUCAAGGACGCUUUGGCUGGCAGAACUUGA